GCUCUUUCUGUCGCUCCUGCUGCCCUAUGAGGAAGGUGCUUGCUUCUCCUACUUCAGCCAUGCUUGUAGUUUCCUGAGGCCUUCCCAGCCAUGCGGAACUAGACAGGAUCUCACUCUGUUGGCCAGGCUGGAGUGCAGUGGUAUGAUCAUAGCUCACUGCACCUCUGAGCUCCUGGAGUCAAGCAAUCCUCCUACCUCAGCCUCCGAAGUAGCUAGGACUGCAGUGCAGUACAAAAUUGUGUGAAAAUCACAGAAACAAUCACCCACAAUGUCCCACCCAAGAAACAACCCACAGACCAGCAGCCCACAAGACAGUACAAAGGAUGGGAGCAGCUUCCAUUACUUUCAAGGGAGAUUUGAGCUCUCUGGGAAGGGCAGACAGUAUCCAGCAGAUGCAUUGGGGCCCCAACCUGGUAUUGGAGAUGUUAAGGACAUUGAAAAAGCAGCUAAGUCUAUGCUAGACCCAGCACACAGAUCUCAUUUUUACCUUGUAACCCCAAGCUUAGUAUUUUUGUGUUUUAUAUUCGAUGGAUUACACAAGGCACUACUCAGGGUCGGUGUGAGCAAAAGGUCUAAUAUUGUGAUUGGGAAUGAGAACAAGGAAACAGGUACUCUCUAUGCUAGCAAAUUUGAAGAUGUUUUGCCUACCUUCACUGCCCUUGAGAUGUCAUCAAUUCUGCGUCAAUGCUGUGAUCUUCUGAUAGGCGUUGCUGCCGGAUCGAGUGACCCGAUACGCACCAACAGCCUCCAAGUACAGAGACAAUUCAAGGCAAUGAUGAUAUCCAUUGGAAGACCUUUGCAUAGUGAAAGUGCUGAUUUAUUAAUUAGCUAUAAUGCAGGGCCAGCUAUAGAUUGGAUCAACUCAAGACCAUGGGUUGGAGGAUUAAUGUUCACAUCUCUAUUUGGAGAAUUUGAAUCCCCUGCGUGCGAGCUACUUGAUCAAGUUAAAGUAGUUGCCAGCAAAGCACAGAUGACGACCUCCUACACUGUGAGAAUGUUCCUGGAUCAGUGUGUGGAUGGUUCCACUGCUUUACCCGCUGUUGUGUCAGAGAUUCCAGUUUUUGAGCAGAAGAAAGCACUGGCUAAAAAGGUACUUGGAGAUUUCUUUGAAUUUGGGGGUGUACUUCGCCAUCCUGUUAUUGGGGUGCUAUCGCCACAAAUGUUCCCAAACCUAGCAACAGCAGCAAACUACUGGGCCAAAAGAAGGAAUUCCACAUUUUCUGGUUUUGAAGCCCUUGACUUUAUACCAGGAUCAACUAUUACAUUCCCUGUACUUCAAAUGGCAUCUGCUCAGAAAAUCUCCAGAGGAAGUGACAUGGAUCCAUAUACACUUAACAUCCUUCACGGUUAUGGGAUUUCGGGAUUUGAAUAACAAAUACAUGAACUAAUCCUUAUAUAUACAUAUAAAAAGAAAUUAUGUGAAAAUCACAUUCUAAAAUAGUAUCUGAGAGUUGCCUAUUGUUUUCAAUCUUGGUCUGUCUUUGACAUCUAUCGCAACUUCUCUAUAAUCUUUUAUUUUUUAAAAGAGUCCAUCCAAUAUUCUCUGGCCACUGAAAGAUGUGAUCUCCAAAGUCUUUUUAAGUACUGGAGGCUAAAAAUAUGCUUUGACAUGUAGAAUUUUGAAAUAAUUGAAAUGUUUUCUGUAGUCACAUGGGGAGUUUUUAUUUUAUUCUUCAUAGAUAAGGCCCAGAUCAUUUUUAAGGUUAUUGUAUUUCUUCUCUAAUUUGUCUUGAUUUUUUUUUAUAAUUAUGUUGAAAUAAAUCUGAUGCAUUAUCACUU
This is a messenger RNA of Gorilla gorilla gorilla (western lowland gorilla), 1779 nucleotides long. RefSeq names its product endogenous Bornavirus like nucleoprotein 1 (gene EBLN1). The transcript has 3 exons. The record is from RefSeq and is a predicted model, not a curated record. NCBI's taxonomy places the organism in Eukaryota, Metazoa, Chordata, Mammalia, Primates, Hominidae. The coding region runs from base 269 to 1372 and encodes 367 amino acids.